Messenger RNA from Dermacentor andersoni, 1538 nucleotides. RefSeq names its product D-amino-acid oxidase-like. Lineage: Eukaryota; Metazoa; Arthropoda; Arachnida; Ixodida; Ixodidae. Gene Ontology annotation, molecular function: D-amino-acid oxidase activity; FAD binding. Gene Ontology annotation, biological process: D-amino acid catabolic process. The record is from RefSeq and is a predicted model, not a curated record. Gene Ontology annotation, cellular component: cytoplasm.
CGGGCGGGUGAUAAGAGGGCGAGCAAAAAAGUUUGCAAGCUCCGCUGUAUCGGGCGAUCGCAUGGCUAUCUUUCCGGCGGGAGACCCACACUGUCUUCUUUCACACCAAUCAGUGGGCACCCGCUUGGCUCUUCAUUCUCUCAGACAGCAACUCUUCUGUUGGGACGCUGCCAACGACCGAGCCGUGCCGCUCUGCCCGUCGAGUUAUCUCGUUUGCAUACAUCUACGCAGCGCGAGGCCUGGUUCCCGGGGACGAGACGAGGAGGCCUUAUUCCGGCAAAGCACUUCCAGACAGGUAAAUAACGUGUCAGUGCGUGGUUUCAUCCAGGCGAACAGCAUGACGUCACCGUGGCGAGUGGCCGUGGUGGGCGGCGGCAUCGUGGGCCUCAGUACUGCCGUGCGGAUAGCCGAGGAAGUGGCACUUGGAAAUGUCCAUGUGACCGUGCUCGCCGAGCACUUCAGCCCGCACACCACGGGUGACGUGGCGGCGGGAUUCUUCAACCCAUACAUCGUCCACGGGGUCUCCGAGGAGAAGCUCAGAUCGUGGUGCGUAGAAGCGUUCACCUUCUACCAACGCCUGGCGGAGAGCGCCGACUCCAAUGAACUGGGUCUGGCCGUCGUUCCGGCUUACAUCCUGAGGGAAGAGCACACCCCGCGGCCUUCGUACGCCGACGCAUUCUUCCACUACAGAGACCUGACGGAAAGAGAACUCGCAUCGUUCACCCCUAAAUAUAGGUACGGCAGCUACGUGACUUCGCUGACUAUUGAAUGCAAGAAGUUUCUGCCGUACCUCAUGGAGCGACUUGAAAGCCGCGGAGGACGCCUAAUGCAGCGCAGAGUGAACAGCCUGGAAGAGCUAGCAGGCGAAUACGACGUCAUCGUCAACUGCACAGGCUUUGGAGCAGGUGCACUCGUUUCCGAUCCCAAGGUGCAUGCCGUUCGAGGCCAGACGAUCAGGGUGCACGCCCCUUGGAUCAAGCACGCCAUCGUCGCAGGCGAAGACUUCCACGUGAUACCAAAUAUCGACGACGUCAUGUUGGGGGGGACCAAAGACGUCGGCGACACUUCUCUUAUUCCGGACAGGGACAUCGCCAGGAAAAUCUGGAACGGUUGCCUGCAAUUCGUACCAAGCCUCAAAAAUGCCAAGGUCAUAGGGCACUACGUGGGGCUUCGUCCCGGGAGGAAUCCCGUGAGGAUCGGGCGUGAAGAUUACGUCUUCAAUGGCGGUGCUGGAAAGGUUCCGGUCAUUCACAACUACGGCCAUGGAGGUUCGGGCAUCACCAUAGCCUGGGGAUGUGCAGGCGACGUCGUUCGGCUGCUGCGGGACUCGAUCCGAGAGCGCUCACCUGGCAGGUGUGAGACAAGAGCGAAAUUGUGAAAUGCCGUUCGAGACGGCGGCCGCCGACAAGCGACGCCUUGCUAUUCGCCGAAGCCAUCACGUCACGCAUGAAGGCUGAAGAAUCGAUACAGGAAAGUAUGAAGAGGGGCCAGAUUGCAUAAUUGCUCUUCUGUACCAAUAAACGAGUCGUUUUCACAAA